UGACUAACGCUCGGAGGAGAAAUGGCUCAGAAAGGAGUUCAGCUGGACCGGGAAAUCUUCUGUUGUCCCAUCUGUCUGGAUCUACUGAAGCACCCGGUGACUAUCCCCUGUGGACACAGCUACUGCAUGGACUGUAUUAAACACCACUGGGAUAGAGAGCUAAUCCACGGCUGCCCUCAGUGUAGAAAGAGCUUCACACCGAGGCCUGUCCUGCUGAAAAACACCAUGUUAGCAGCUUUAGUGGAGGAGCUGAAGAAGACUGGACUCCAAGAAGCUCCUGCUGAUCACUGCUAUGCUGGAGCUGAAGAUGUGUCCUGUGAUGUCUGCACUGGGAGGAAACUGAGAGCCUUCAGGUCCUGUCUGCAGUGUGUGGCCUCUUACUGUGAGACACACCUCCAGCCUCACUUUGAAUCAGCUGCAUUACAGAAACACAAGCUGGUGGAGCCCUCCAAGAAGCUCAGAGAGAACGUGUGCUCUCGUCACGACGAGGUGAUGAAGAUGUUCUGCCGCACUGAUCAGCAGUCCAUCUGUUACCUCUGCUCUUUGGACGAACACAAAGGCCACGACACAGUGUCAGCUGCAGCAGAGAGGACUGAGAGGGAGAGAGAGCUGGAGGGGAGUCGACUCAACAUCCAGCAGAGAAUCCAGGACAGAGAGAAGGAGGUGAAGCUGCUUCAGCAGGAGGUGGAGGCCGUCAAUGGCUCUGCUGAUAAAGCAGUGGAGGACACUGAGAAGAUGUUCACUGAGCUGAUCCGUCUCAUGGAGAAGAGAAGCUCUGAUGUGAAGCAGCAGGUCAGAUCCCAGCAGAAGAGAGAAGUGAGUCGAGUCAAAGAGCUUCAGGAGAAGCUGGAGCAGGAGAUCUCUGAGCUGAAGAGGAGAGACGCUGAGCUGAAGCUGCUCUCUCACACAGAGGAUCACAACCAGUUUCUGCACAGCUACCCCUCACUGCCAGCCCUCAGUGAAGCUACACACUCCUCCAGCAUCAACAUCCGUCCUCUGAGACACUUCGAGGACGUGACAGCAGCCGUGUCAGAUCUAAGAGAUAAACUACAGGACGUCCUGGGGGACAACUGGACCAACAUCUCACUGAAUGUGAGUCAAGUGGGUGUUUUACGGCCACCACCAAAGCCCAGGACCAGACGUAGAUUCUUAAAAUAUUCAAGGGAAAACUGUCUGGAUCCAAACACAGCAAACACACAGCUGUUGUUAUCUGAGGGGAACAGAAAAGUUACAUUAACGAAAGAAACACAGCCCUAUCCCAGUCACCCAGACAGAUCCACUGCAUGGCCUCAGGUCCUGAGCAGAGAGAGUCUGACUGGUCGUGACAGGGCCGCCCCUCCCACGCAGAUCACGCAGACUGCGUGGGGCUUCACCUCGCGGAGGGGGCCUCAUGUUGCGGAGAGAGCCUCAACUGAGGACACCUUGAGCUCAUUCGGCGCAUUUAGGGUGAAUCAGGCUCGCCGCUGCAAGGCUCCACUAGCACAAAAAUGUGUCCCCGGUGUGUCAGGAGACUCACACAGUGCUGGAAAUACAAACCUCUCUCUUUUCCUCCAUACCCACUACCCACAUCUCUGGAAAGGGGAAACAACGGGGGGGAGGGGGGGGCGCUCGUGAACUGUCAACGGAGUGGUGAAGAGCUCGACGCUCGUGAAAUGUCAACAGGAGGACGGGGGGAGCCUCGCAGUGUAUGGACCUCUUUCACCUGUCAGUGCAACUUACAUGAUGCCGUUUAAACAAAUUUAAAUAAUUGGUUUAAACGGCAUCACAAUAAUGACGAUCGUCCGUUCUGUGAUCCUCCAGAACACACAUGGCCAGUCCGCCCCUGUGUAGCAUAUUAUUUUCGAUGAGAGAUGAGCAGAUCGCCACUGGGCUUUCAACUGAAGACACAACCACAUAAUAACUGCGGCAUCUGUACAGCUCCUUAUGGGUAGCCUACUGCGAUUUGUGAAUUGUGGGCGCGCUCCGGCAGCACCCUGAUCGUUUCACCACGGAGGAAAGCAGCAGAAAGUCGCCUGGAGUUAAAGAGAGCAGGGCUGCGUUGCGUGCAUGGCUUCCUUCUGCAGGUAACGGGGAGACGCGCUCUGUCUCGUUCAGGAUCCGAA
Messenger RNA from Trematomus bernacchii (emerald rockcod), 2102 nucleotides. RefSeq names its product tripartite motif-containing protein 16-like. The record is from RefSeq and is a predicted model, not a curated record. Lineage: Eukaryota; Metazoa; Chordata; Actinopteri; Perciformes; Nototheniidae. The transcript has a single exon. Gene Ontology annotation, molecular function: zinc ion binding. Bases 22 to 1614 code for a protein of 530 amino acids.